AUGUCCGACACCUACCAAACCCUCUCUCCAGAGGAAGCGUCCAACAAGGCUAGAGGAUUCAAGGCGGCUAUCUCCAACCCAAACGUCUCCGACGAAGCCAAGCAACAUGCUCAAUACGUUCUCGACAACGAGCUGAAGGACGCAGGUGCCAAGCUCAGCAGCGCCGAGGGACCUGACCCGAAGAACCAAAUUCGAGGCUACAAGUCGACUCUCACCAAUCCCAACGUCUCCGACGAAGCCAAGCAGCAUGCUCAAGAAGUUCUGGCUAACGAGUUGGGCGGCGAAGACACCACCGGCAGCACUGACGAUGGGGUUGACCCCAAGAAUCGAGCUCGCGGAUACAAGGCGGCAAUGAACAACCCCAACGUCAGCGAGGAGGCCAAGAAGGCUGCUGAGGAGAAGUUGAACAACAUGUGA
This is a messenger RNA of Exophiala viscosa, 417 nucleotides long. Its product is annotated as Conidiation protein 6-domain-containing protein. Lineage: Eukaryota; Fungi; Ascomycota; Eurotiomycetes; Chaetothyriales; Herpotrichiellaceae. Gene Ontology annotation, cellular component: cytoplasm. The record is from RefSeq and is a predicted model, not a curated record. The coding region runs from base 1 to 417 and encodes 138 amino acids. The transcript is spliced from 4 exons.